AUGCCCACCUCCCGCCGGGUGCCUAUCCGCGUGGACAACCAGGACGGGCCCUGGACUAUCAGUGUCGCCGAGAACGACCCGUAUUCUUACAGCAUCUACAUUAAGACGCCUACACAUAAUAUCACUCUUACGCGCACCGCCCUCGAGAUCGUCGAGCUGCAUGGAAAACUGCGCGACUCACACCCCGGAUACAAGAUGUUCACCCUCCCCCUCGACCCCGCCGCCAUCCCCGCCCCGCCCAAGCGCAAGUCCGCAUUUCUCAACACCCUCUCCCGCCUCGCCUCGCCCUCCGCCAAGUCCGCGCAGCGCCAGGCCUCCACGCGCCAGCACGCCCCGAGCACAAGCAGCAACACGCCGAGCAGCACCGUCUCCUCGACGCACCCCACGCCGCUCGGCUCGCCGCGGAACGAGCUCAACGACCCGUUUUCCGGCGCGGACGACGAGGACGACCUCCAGCCGCCGCUCGCGCCCGCCAACAGCACCGUCACCGCGCUCGCCGGGUACCUGACCACGCUCGCGAACGAUGCCGUGCUGCACAACGCCCGCGUGUGGCGCCGCUUCGUGCGUGUGCGCACGGACGACCUCCAGAGCGUCCGCGUCGAGCGCGCGAUCAAGCGCGUGCGCUCGGACCUCGCCGCGCAUGUGAGCCCCGGCAGCGCGAAGGAGGCUCAGCGCUCAAUCAGCCAGGUCGUGCUCGGGGAAGAGAGCCCGCAGACGAAGAAGGCGGCGCCGCCGCCGGCGGACGUGGUCCCGAACGGCAACGGCAUCCACGCGGCAGAGCCAUCUUCUCCGGAGCGACCGAAAGAGGCGGAUAUCCAGGAAGAGGAGGAGCCGCAGGCCGAGGUUGUGCCGGUCGCGAACGGGGUGCAUGUUGAUGGACAGGACCAGUCAGCGGACGCAGCAGAUGCGGCGAAGGAGGCCGGUGACAUGGAGGACGGAGCAGCCGAGGAUCGGGCGCCUACGCCUCGAUCGCCGCGGGCCUCGUCGGUAGUGGUGGACGGUCCGGGGCCCAUAGACACUGCAGCAGCGGCAGCGGCGAGCGACGCUGACACGGAGGACGAUACGAGCGCGCCCUCGACGCCCGUGCCCUCCGACGGCCAUGCGCAUGCGGCGCGCAUCCCGCGUUCGCAGUCCGCGGACCCGACGUCGCGCGCGUCGCGGAUCUUCCUGCCGUCGCCGCUCGCGAGCGAGGCAGACUCGUCGCAGACGUCGCAGGCCGGCGAGUCGGCGGACGACUCGUCGGUGUCGACGACGGGGCGGCGCGCGGCGCGCAAGGCGCGGAGCAAGUCGAUGGACCCGGGCGCGCAGGCGGCCUUGCAGAAGAAGUCGCAGCGCAAGGUCGCGAUCGACGACUUUGAGAUGAUGCGCGUGCUCGGGAAGGGCUGUGCCGGCAAGGUGCUGCUUGUGCGCCACAAGCCGACGGCGGACGUGUUCGCGCUCAAGGCGAUCACGAAGCGCCAUGUGCUCGCGCACCAGGAGCUCCAGCACACGCUCACGGAGCAGGCCGUGCUCAAGCGCAUGGCCGCCGAGGGCUCGGACCCGUUCGUCGUCAAGCUCUGGUGGAGCUUCCACGACAAGGAGAACCUGUUCUUGGUCAUGGACUUCCACCCGGGCGGCGACCUCGCGACGCAGCUCGCGCGCUGGGGCCGGCUCGGGCGCGACCGCGCGCGGUUCUACGCCGCGGAGAUCGUCGAGGGCGUCGAGGGCCUGCACGCGGCGGGCGUGAUCUACCGCGACCUGAAGCCGGAGAACAUCCUCAUCGGCGCGGACGGGCACAUCGUGCUCACGGACUUUGGGCUCUCGAAGGAGUUCCCGCGCCGCACGUCGCCGACCACCGCGCCGCCGACGCCGUCGGGCUUCCGCGGCGACUUCACCGCGGGCACGCCGGUCGCGGCGACGCCGCAGUGGAUGAAGGGCGAGAAGGGCCAGGAGCUCGCGAACGGGUGGGCCCCGUCCGGGCCGCUCGACACGACGACGACGUUCUGCGGGACGGCGGAGUACCUGGCGCCGGAGGUGAUCCAGGGGCAGGCGUACAGCUACGAGGUGGACUGGUGGAGCUUCGGGACGAUGCUGUACGAGAUGCUGACUGGGAUAACGCCGUUCUGGGCGAACAACCACUCGGACAUGUACUACCGGGUGCUGCAGGACGAGCUGCAGUUCCCGGAGGACCGGACGAUGGACCAGGACACUAAAAGCCUCAUUCGCGGGCUGCUUCAACGCAACCCCGCCCUCAGGAUGAAGGAGCCCCGCAUCAAGAAGCAUCCCUACUUCUCCAUGAUAGAUUGGUCCCACGUAUACUUCAAACGCUACAUACCCCCAUAUAUUCCGCCUAUCGACCCGUCCAACGCCAGUGAUACCCAGAACUUCGACGAUACCUUCCUGGACAUGGAGCCUGUAAUCAACGACGAAAAUGAGAACGAACAGUCCGACACGGAUCAGGAUCGUCAAACGGACACCGACAGGACCGACGGUGAGGGCGAAGACUCCGUCGUGACACCCUCGCAGUCGCGUAGUCCCUCCGUGCGACCGGAUGACGCUGGGAUAGAUGUCUUCGACGGGUAUUCAUUCAAGGGACGGCAUUCUAUCAUCAUGGACAAUGAGGAUGAGGAGGCGGACGAGGAGGAUGAGGACGAAGAGGAGGACACGUCCACCAGCGCUGCUAGCACUGACAAUGUACUGUUGGAACAGCAGCUGUCGCAGACUGCGGCCAACAGUGCGAUCAUACUGGCAGAAGGUGCAACCGCAACGGAGGAGGCCCCAGAACCCAAGACGCCGGAAGCUAAGGCGCCCGCACUACCGGAGCCCGUGGCACCCGCGAGUCCAGUCAGGGAGCAGCCAGCGGCGAAGAAAGCCCCUGCACCUCGACGCAGCCACGAGGCAGGCACAGAACGUGGACAAACCGAGACCGCUGCACGCGCCGCGCCCGAGGAGAUCAAACCGGCCAAGGCGGUACCAAUACCAAAGGCCCAACCCCGCCCGACUGCUGGACGGCAACGUGGCCGCAGGGAGAAGUCUGGCAUUGCUGCGCUCGACCGCGACUUGUCCGACGUACACGACGAGGACGAGCUCGCGACGGAGCGCGAGGAGGAGGACGAUGAAUGGGACUUUGUCGAGGCGGAGGUGGUCGAGGAGCGGAACGGCGCAAAGGGGACAAGCCUCUUCGCGCGCGGCGUCGUCGAUCGCUACAAGCUGGCUGUCUUCCGCAAGUCGACCCCGCGCCGCUCAGGCGGGCCGCGCUCGUUCUCAGGCAUGUCGGUCGAGUCCGACGUCACAGGCUCGGAGCCGGCGGGGGACUCGCCGACGCCUGCAGACAAGCAGCGCCGCGGGCGCACGCCCGGCCUCACGUUUCGCAAGCACCCGAAGCAGUUCCUGCGCCAGCGCUCGCCGCAGGCGUCGACGCGCUCCAGUACGACCGGCAAGACGCUCACGCACUCGACGUCGGGCACGCUGACCACGUCGACCCUGGGGAGCACGGGCUUUCUCUCGCCGUCCGGCUCCGGAGCGUCUACACUGCCAAACUCGCCGUCGCUGCGGUCAAAAGAGUCGGCGCUGUCCAUGGGCUCGCCGAGUGAGUCGUCCGACCAGUCGAUCAAUGGCGAGGGGCGGAAUAACGGAGACAACACGAUCCGGGGCAACUCGGUCGUGUCUAUAGAGGAGGACAAGCAAAAGAGCAAGGUAUUGAAGAAAUACAAGGAGGGUGCGGAGAAGGUGUUGUCGAUUUUCCAGUCGCCGCGCUAGUCGCGUUUCACGGCUGCACUCUGGGUCUUCUGCGUCGAUCUGAAAGCUAUCCUGCCGCAUCUCCCUCCAUGCUUAUCUUUCUUUCCUGCCGCAUCUCCAAAUUAUCACUAUACAGUUCAUCUAUAGCUCCUAUUUCCCAGCGAAGCUUACACACUCAUUCGCGUUCUGAAUGCCUGUGCCGGAAAGGACACAUUCUUUGCUCUGCGGAUUUUGUGUCCCACUCUCGUUCUUUGGUAAUUUUUGAAGUAAAUUGUAUCUCGUACCCCAUCGUUGCAAUCCUGUUUAGUUACAUGCAUCUCAUCAGCAAGUACGGCCCCCGAUAGACUCCUUUCUAAUACAGCAGCAUUGCAGGA
This is a messenger RNA of Postia placenta MAD-698-R-SB12, 4091 nucleotides long. RefSeq lists its product as hypothetical. The transcript has 7 exons. Gene Ontology annotation, molecular function: ATP binding; protein serine/threonine kinase activity. Gene Ontology annotation, biological process: protein phosphorylation. Lineage: Eukaryota; Fungi; Basidiomycota; Agaricomycetes; Polyporales; Adustoporiaceae. The coding region runs from base 1 to 3738 and encodes 1245 amino acids. The record is from RefSeq and is a predicted model, not a curated record.